Messenger RNA from Colletotrichum orchidophilum, 249 nucleotides. RefSeq lists its product as uncharacterized. The transcript has a single exon. Bases 1 to 249 code for a protein of 82 amino acids. NCBI's taxonomy places the organism in Eukaryota, Fungi, Ascomycota, Sordariomycetes, Glomerellales, Glomerellaceae. The record is from RefSeq and is a predicted model, not a curated record.
AUGCUUCUGCCUCAGCACGCCUCCAGGGACGGCUGGGUGGUCUCACCGGUGAGAAUGCUUCCCUGCAACGAACCCGAAAGGAAAACCUACGUGGCAGGAGACCAGGGGCUUUGGGACCAAUUACCAAACAAGUCUUGGGCCAGAAAAAUCUCACGAUGGCUUCGCUUUGGCAUUCCCUCCCGACGCCCGGGGACAACCCCCUCUUGGCCACGGGGUCAAGCCUGCUCCAAAUGGCCCGGUCCAGACUAA